Molecule: messenger RNA, 1392 nt
Organism: Ectocarpus sp. CCAP 1310/34
Lineage: Eukaryota; Phaeophyceae; Ectocarpales; Ectocarpaceae
Source: the annotation of a GenBank genome assembly
CUCUCUCCCUGCUGCUUGGAGCUCGCAAUUCUGCUCUCUCUCUUGCCUUCUGCGCUGUGAAAUACCCAGCAACACCUCAAGCACCAGCAACUCUUAUCACACGAAAUACCCCCAGCAAAGAUGAAGCUGUUUGCGUUCCUCCUCGUGGUGCUUAUCGGAGCCGCAUCCGCGUUCGUCAGCCCCUCUGCCUUCAAGGGCAGCGCCUUGGCCGCGCCGCGCGCCACCCGCGCGACCUCCAAGGUGUCCGCCACGCCGGUGAUGCUGGACACCUACUGGGAGGGCAAGGCGCCGCCGUCUGAGGUGCUCGGCCCCGCGCUGGCCAAGGCCCCGUCUCUGGGUCUCGGGGUCGUCUCCCUCGCGGCGUUCGCCGCGGGAACGUACUGCAUCCACGAGACCAACAUCUUGCACACGGUGUCCCCGGACACCAUCCAGCCCCUCUACGUGGCGGGGGCGCUCCUGGUGCCGAUCUCGUGGGGCCUGCACGUUGCUUCGUGGAUCCAGAAGCAGAACGGAAAGUAGAUUUGUUAAUUUACCGUUGGUUUUCUUUUAAUCACACGGCGGACCUUCUUGCUUAUUUUUUUCACUGCUCGCGCGCGAGUUGUUUGCUUUCGGGAACUGCCCGGCCUGCCUAGGCUGAUUUAGUCUUUCGUCAACUCCGUAAGCGCUGUGUGCGGAAAGCAGUUCGCCAAGCGGCGCAUUUACUGCUGUUGUUUCUCGAGCCGUGUCUUCUUAGAAGCGCAAGUCAAGAAGGAGGCAACGGCGGGGGGGGGGCGUCUGACGAUAUUUCCUAAUCUCGUAGUUUUCGACGUCAAGAGCGCGUUUGAAUACACCUGUUGCCUCGAGGGCUGUAUUCUGCGUGUGGGCACGCUAUUGAGGGAUAGGCCCGCCUUCAGAAGAGUCUGUGAUGGAUUGGGGUUCAGAUGGGAUCUCAGGGGUUUUAGUUAAAUGCUAGAGAGGUCGGCAACGUUGAUUCAUAUGUCGACAAUGGAGGCGGCUUCUUUUGCCCUCCCAGAAAAUAUCCGAAGGCGGCGACCAGGCUGCAGUCGCAAACUCACGAACGGCGGCCAAAUAGUGUCUAUACUGCGGGUGGUUCGUUGAGGGCGUGUGUGUCCCCCCUCUGCCGUGCGUGCUGUGUAUGGUGGUUAAUCGGGACAAGCCCCUCUUUCUUAAUGAGUCCUUCCUGCCAGAGCUCUCGCGGCUCAAGUUCCACCAAGCAAUCUCACAGCAACGGCGAUCCCGCUAUACUAGCUGCCUUCGGUUGGCGGUUGUUUGUAGUGCUGAGCAACAAGAGGUCAUGGCGGAGGCAUAAAUCGAUCGCCCCGUCCACAGGGUUCCCGUUUCAGAACUCUUGACACUGCGGUCAAUAUAGUUGUGCUGCACCAACACGGACCC